AUGAGGAAGCAAGCGCUGGAGGCCAUUAAACACAUAGAUCCAUCCACAAGAACACAAACUACUAUAAACUAGCGAAAUCUUCCUCACACUCGUCGGAAAUGGGUAUUCCUGCGAACGGUCAGUCAGCAGCAAGCUCAUUCACUCGGCAUUGCCACACCUACAAGGUCUUCCUUUUCUGCAACUAUAUACUAUUGGGUGCGGCAUCCAGUUGCAUCUUUCUCACCCUCUCGCUUCGCCUCAUACCCUCUGUCUGUGGCUUCUUCCUGAUUCUUCUCCACGUCUUGACCAUAGCAGGAGCUGUCUCAGGAUGUGCUGCAGCUUCCGCUGGGGCUAGCCGCUGGUACUCUGCUCAUAUGGUAGCCACCGUGCUAACAGCCAUAUUUCAGGGUUCCGUUUCUGUUCUCAUCUUUACAAGAACUGGGGAUUUUCUUGGUCAGUUGAAAUCCUAUGUAAGAGAAGAGGAUGGUUCUGUCAUAAUCAAAUUGGCCGGUGGGCUAAGUAUUUUGAUAUUUUGCCUGGAGUGGGUCGUUUUGACGCUCGCUUUUUUCCUAAAGUAUUACGCCCACCUUAAUGGUGAUUCUGGGGUCAAUACCAUGGCUAUGAGAAGUGCCAAGGUGCAGCAGGAGGAGGAUUUGAAGGAUUGGCCGUGGCCUUUCCAGGUCUAACAAUUUGCCCCUCCUCACAACUCCAUUCAUUAAUUCGUUGGUCUUAACCGUGUAUCUAGCAUUUACAUUUCACUCUCGAGUUCGUGACAAAUCAAUGCGCAAUUACUAUUUUCUUUAAAAAAAUGUUUAAUUACUUUUCUAUUAUCAUCUAUGUAUGGCUUGCAUUUAUUGUAUUUUUUCGGCCAGAUUUCAAAAAGGUAUUCGGUUGAGAUAUGUAAUUUUUCAAGAGAAUUUAUUACUGCUACCAAUUCUAUGACUACUAUAAUAAUCAUCAUCAUCAAUUCAUUAA
Prosopis cineraria is the source of this 954-nucleotide messenger RNA. RefSeq lists its product as uncharacterized. NCBI's taxonomy places the organism in Eukaryota, Viridiplantae, Streptophyta, Magnoliopsida, Fabales, Fabaceae. The coding region runs from base 99 to 665 and encodes 188 amino acids. The transcript has a single exon. The record is from RefSeq and is a predicted model, not a curated record.